This is a messenger RNA of Phlebotomus papatasi, 8637 nucleotides long. It is a transcript of the gene Nuak1, whose product is annotated as serine-rich adhesin for platelets. Bases 472 to 7728 code for a protein of 2418 amino acids. NCBI's taxonomy places the organism in Eukaryota, Metazoa, Arthropoda, Insecta, Diptera, Psychodidae. The transcript has 16 exons. Gene Ontology annotation, molecular function: ATP binding; protein serine/threonine kinase activity; tau-protein kinase activity. The record is from RefSeq and is a predicted model, not a curated record. Gene Ontology annotation, biological process: intracellular signal transduction; microtubule cytoskeleton organization; protein phosphorylation. Gene Ontology annotation, cellular component: cytoplasm.
UUGUCACGGAUUUUGACAGAGUUCCAAGAUGGUGCCGGAGGAAAAUCCGCGUUAUUUUGUGCUCCUGAAAAUCUCUCGAUUUGUGGGUGAAAAAUACGGCAAAAUGUGCUAAAUAGUUGAUUAGGAGUGUUAUGAAAAUUGUCCGGGACGGAUAUUGCCAUCUAUCCCUGUGUGUCAGUGCUGAAUUACUGCGUAUAGUCCGUUUGAGAAACAUCUGUGUUUCCGUUUCCGUGCCCCAAGAGUGUACAGUAGUUUGGGAAGGCGCCUACAGAGAAUCGGGCUGAACAGAAAGAAGAGAGAGAGAAAAAAAUAUUGUCUCGCCCUGCUAAAAUAAUCCACACCCAGACACCCAAAUUCCACCCAGUUUUCGCAGCCCUCUUCAAUCUCUGGCGGAUUCCUGUGGCGGCGACUCUCCCGGAAAAAAAUAACCGUGAUCAUCGAAGCAGAGGAAGGAAUAAAACGUGAGGAAAAAUGGUUGUCGGAGAAUCAACGGAGGCAGGAGCUGCAAAUGCUCUGCCAACGCCUCAAACGACAGCACCAACUGGCUUUCCCAACCAGGCUGCUGUGGACAAUAUAAUGAGUGGUAUCGGGAAUACAGGAACUGUUAAAUUGAAUAAUCACAGGAAGAAACUACGACAAAGGUUCGAUAUAAUUAAGAAACUGGGACAGGGUACUUAUGGGAAGGUACAGCUCGGUAUAAACAAGGAGACUAGUCAGGAGGUGGCCAUUAAGACGAUUAAAAAAUGCAAAAUUGAAACUGAAGCGGAUCUCAUAAGGAUUCGACGUGAGGUGCAAAUUAUGAGUUCUGUACAACACCCCAAUAUUAUUCACAUUUACGAAGUAUUUGAGAAUCGUGAGAAAAUGGUGCUAGUCAUGGAAUUUGCUGCUGGUGGUGAAUUGUAUGAUUAUCUGUCGGAGAGGAAGGUGUUAUCAGAGGAGGAAGCUCGUCGGGUAUUUAGACAAAUAGCAACAGCUGUCUACUACUGUCACAAGCACAAAAUUUGCCAUCGUGAUCUUAAAUUAGAGAAUAUUCUCUUGGACGAGAAUGGCAACGCAAAGAUUGCAGACUUUGGUCUGUCCAAUGUGUUCGACGAGCAAAGACUGUUGGCGACAUUCUGUGGGUCGCCUCUCUAUGCGUCUCCGGAAAUUGUCAAGGGGACUCCGUAUCAGGGUCCGGAAGUCGAUUGUUGGUCAUUAGGGGUCUUGCUCUAUACCCUCGUGUAUGGUGCUAUGCCCUUCGAUGGCUCCAAUUUCAAGAGAUUGGUCAAGCAAAUCAGCCAGGGUGAUUACUAUGAACCCAAAAAACCCUCUCCUGCUUCUCCGCUCAUCCGGGAGAUGCUCACCGUUUGCCCACAGCGAAGGGCAACAAUUGAGCAAAUCUGCAAUCAUUGGUGGGUCAAUGAGGGUUACCAGGAGUCUUGCCUGGACCUGGCUGAGGAGCUGGCCAAUCAGACACCUGUAAGACUCGAUGUACUCCUUUCUCUGGCUCCGUCCUCGGUUACGGCCGAUCAAUUAGUUGUUCCCGGACUGGAAGAUGGAAAGCCGACGGAUCGAGUCACGAGAAGUCAUUCAGUGGGAUCUAUCAUUGAUCUGGCCAAUACUGAGGCCGAGAGGAGGAUUAUCGAUAUGGUUCAGGCUGGAGGGGAGGCAGCUCUAAUGCCAUCGCCAACGAGAACAAUUACUCCAGCUGAAAGUCCGGCACAGCCAAAGCGAAAAUUGGAAACAACGGUGUCCAUGGAGAAUGCAACAGGUGCGAAAAAGAAGGAAAAACCCACGGAGAAUCUCAAGAAUGAAUCGUUGACCAUUGUGGAGGCGAUGGAUCUCGAUCCGGAAAUUCCACAGAGUCAAUCGGAGGCGAUUGUUGAGGAUGCCAAGGAGAAGGAAGUAUUACAGUUGGCUGAGGAGGCACCAAGUGAGACGGUGAGGGAAAUUGUGGAGGAAGUGCCAGUGAAGGAUGGUAGUCCGGAGAAGAAGAAGGUGGUGAAGAAGAAGGAGGAAGUUGUGAAGGAGAAGACGCCGGUGAAGAAGACAGCUAGUAAGGGUAAAACAACAGACUUGGCGGCUACAAUUAAAGAAGUGGCUGAAGAGGCACCAAGUGUGCCCAGUGAACGGAAGAAUAGUCUUCCGGAGGAGAAUCUGACGAAGCCAACGGAACGACGACGAUCGCGAAUCUUCGAGACAGCUGAGAAAUUCCAGAAUAUGGCCAAUCAAAGUGAUAGACCGAAGAAAUUUGUGGUACCAGGAGGCGGUGGAAGUUCUGGUGGAUUCAAGAGGGACUCCGAGCGAAGAGCAUCUGUGCCAGUGGUUGAGGCGACAGAAAAGACGACACCGCAAUCUCAAGUUCAGGAGAGUAGUACUCCUGUGGAGAAAUCUUCAACGAGGGAGGCGAUGAAGUCAGACGAUCUGCAGAGCAGUGAUUCAAAGGGGUCGGUGCAGAGUUUCUCACUGGAGGAAGCGAGGAAGUCAAUGGAAAAUUCAAUUGCACUGCUCAAUCAGGCUCGAAAUGAAUCGAAUCCUGAUGUUGAUCAACUGUGUGCCAAGACUGAAAAUGUGGCUGUUUCCGAGGAGAAUGCUGAACGUCAGAGGAAAUUGAAGAAUGCCAGAGAAAUAAUUGGUAAUGCCAUACAGCCUGGAAGAUUAUGCAUGGGUAUUCGCAAGCCUCCUGUACCGUUUGGUAUCAAUGGACGGUCAAUAUCAGGAAGUGUUGUGCCAUCAGCGACGGGAAGUGAGAAGAAAUCAAUGCGCCUGCAAGUUGGACCGGAUCCAAGUGAUAUGAGAACCGCCACAUUUUCGGUAUCGACACCGGAACAGAAAACUUUCGAGCGAGAGCCACUGACCGCUUCAGUUGCAAAACCGGUUGCAGUUGGUACGUCAGUUGAGGCACCCGGUGAAGGUACAAUGAAGACUUCACGUGCUGAAAUUGUCCUCAAGUCUGCCACACUGCCCCGUCGGAAGGCCACAAAGCAGGAAGUCCAGCAGGAUACAUCAUCUUCAACUAAACCUGAACCACAAAUGCGUUUCUCCACUGAGAUGCAGCAUCAAAUGCCAGAUUUACGUAGUGCACCCAUUCGUGAACAUUCAACACCCUACAGUCCAUUGUCACUUCAUCAGCGUGCCAUGAGCCUAGAACCUCAGGCUAGGGAGCAUUUUGUGCCAAUUGCCCGUCCAUCGAACUACAUCCGGACGACAUCUUCCAAUCCCUUCCGGGCUACAUCGCUCUCGCGUCAGUCAACAAAUGAGUCUGACACAGAGACAACUACCACGUCAGCCACUCAGAGCCAACAAAAUGUGGCAGCUGGUGGAACAAAUCAGCCGAUUAAGAAGAGCCCAAGGGAAUUUAUUAUUCCCAUUGCGGUUGAGGGUGGGGGUUAUAUAACACCCAGAGCUGGAAGUCUCGAACCAUCGGAAUCAACAGCCAGUGGCUCGACAUUCAGAAGUACAGCAAGUCGCACCAAGAGAAUUGGGUCAUUGCUGAGUGAGAGGGAUUCCGAGGAGGAUUCCCUAUUCAACAAACUCCAUCGUCAUACUUCACUGACUAAGGAAAGUGACACAGAUGAGCCAAGAUUUCAUUCUAUGCAUCGUCUCAGAAGUACACGUCCUGUGAAGAAGAUAAAUCAGGAUCCCUCGGCGGAUUCUGCAAGUUCCGGGGAAGAUGACGAUGAGGAUGGUUUUGAAAUUCUCACAGCUGAGAAUCUCUUUUCAACUCUCUUGCAAAGAGUUCGUGCUCUGACAAAUCGGAUAAAUGUGAACAACGAAACAACUUCGGGAUUCCCAAGUUCGAGAUUUAUGAGCAAUCUAAGACAAGGACAUAGUCCAUUCUGGCAUCAUGAUCCCUUCGGAAGUACCACUCACCCAUCUCACCAAAGUUACUCAUAUAGGAGUGAAACAGUUGAAACCAAAGUAACUCGCCUCAACAAUGGAGGUCAUCCCUGGCGAACUAGUAUGACCCGUGACCUGACGGCCGACAUUGACUCAAUGUUCUCACGUUCAACAGGAGCUACUCUGCCUAGAGGGCCAAAGAAUAAGUAUAAAAGAGGCGGGAAUGAUCACUGUGAUGGGGGAGAUGGUGUGGAUAAUGGGGAGAAUCUCGAUUUGGCUGAUUUGGAUCUGUCUCAGCUUAGGCUGACUAAGAAAGAUCUUGAGACAUUGUCUAGUAUCACUCCGGCAUUGUCAAAACGUGUUCAGGAUCAGCUUCUAGCUAAAUUGCCACCAAAUCAAGCCAAGAAACUGUCCAGAACACUCUCAAUGCAGAACAAUGCACCACAGAAUCCUGGUCAGAGGAUGUAUAAGAGAAGUUUGAGCGGAGGAAGGGAUAUAAGUGAUGGAAAGCCGGAUUUGAUUAAAGAUGUCACGGAUUCUGGUGGAAAAUCCACAGAUUUGGACAGAGACAAUGUCUUCCGGAGGAGUUUGAGCAGAACGAGGUAUGAUGCGGGAGAUAAAGAGUCCAGAAGUUCAAGUAGAUGCCGAGAUUCCCUGAGAUCUUCAUAUUCAAGCGAUGUUAGUGACAAAUACAAGACUUACUCGCCAUAUUCGGACAAUUUGGCAAUAUCACUGGACAGGAAGAGUGACUAUGAAAAGCCACCAUCUCCCUACAGAUACUACGACACACUCCCGCCAAGAUCUUCCUGCAUGAGUCCUACUAAAGAAUACGGACGUCCACCUAUCGGUGGAUGUCUAUCUCCUCCGCCUGUUCUCAGUUCCGACAACAGUGUCCUGAGGAGGAGAUCAUCUCAGAGGAGAAUAUCUCGAUUCCUUCGUCCGGAUUUCUUCGAUACGCCUCGCGAGGAGAGUAUCUACGUUGCUGAUCGCGAAGCUAGAGAUGCAGAAUCUCAAAAGAUUCUACGGGAAAUCCGAGAGAGGAGUCGAGAAAGAAGUAUGGAUACUUAUGAUCGCUUCAAGAGGGACUCCAGUGAAGAUCGACUGGCGUACUACUCAGACAAACACACUCCCGAUGAUACACUCAACCGUUCGAGAAAGCACUUAGUCAACUGUCCCCAAUACAGUGUAGAUCCCGUGGCAAAUGCCCUGGAUCUUAUCAAUACUCGCCGGAGGAGUUUGUCGAGAUCUCGGGAUUUAUCCGAAGGUGCUAAGAGUUGUGAGAGUGAUCUUUCUCUGACAGAUAGGAUCCUCAAUGAACUACAGAGUAUCAGUAGAUCGAAAGCCGAUACUCCGCAGGAAGAGCCCGUUAAGGUCAAAGUGAAGAAGUCCAAAUCCAAGUCAGAUAGCAGUGAAAAAACUGAGGAGAAAAAGGUGAAGAAGCAGAAAUCAAAGAGUAAGAUUCCAGCUAAAAGUGAUCCAAAUCAAUCAACUUUGUCUGCCAAUGAGAUGGAUCUUGUGAAAAAUCUCACAGAACAGAUAAAUUCUGUCAAUUUGCUGCUGGACAAUCCGUCGGGUGAGGAGAAAGUCAAGAAGGAAUCUAAGCUUAUGCGUCCUAAAUCCUAUCCGAGCAAGGAACCUGAGAAGGUGAAGAAAAUCUCUCCGGAUAAGAGUAAAUUAGCUCUGGUGAGUGAGCAGGAAGUUCAGCAGCAACAACAACAACCUGUUCAGGAGGAUAAAUCUCAGGUGCGUCCGAAGAGUUUCCCGAAUUCCAAGCUAACUCCUCCCAAAGAACUCAAAGAGCUUAAGAAAUCCCUGGAAAUCAAUGGAAUUGGGGCAGUUGAGAAGAUUGAGAAGAUUGACAAGGUAGAUAGAGUUGAAAAGAUCGGGAAGAGUAGUAAAUCUCCUCCGAAGACUCUUACUGAACCCGGGAGUACACCAGCACCUCCAAAGACAACAAAGAAGAUUGUGAAGAUUGUGAAGAAAUCACCGCCAAAGUCUGAAACAAGUACACCAAGUUUGAGUGAGAAGAUUGAAAAAACUCCGCUAAAGAUUGAAGAAAUCAAGGAGAAGUCUCCGGAGAAGAAGAACAGAGGUUUCCUGUAUAGCAUUAGUCAGAAAUUUGAAAAGCUCAAAGAGAAUACGAAGGCCAAAGAGAAGAAAAAUGCCGCAAAAGAAGUUCCUGGAAAAACGGUGGAGAAGUCCAAGUCGAAAGAAUGUGUCCUGAAUGGUGGAGAGUCUAUUCCGAAGAGUGAAGAAGUACCAGUAGUUGUGAAGAAGAAGAAAUCAAAAGUUGAAGCACAGACUGAGGAAUCUCGCGAAGAUCUGGCUAACAAACUCGAUCGGAAAUCAAAGAUUGACGCAAUGAUACGGAAUUUGAGGGAACGAUCUGUUCCCAGGACGUCAGGAAUUACAGAAUCUGGACUGAUAAAGCGUGCAGUGAGCGUUGAAGAUAUGUCAGGAGCUUUCAAUAAGUGUGGAGUGAAUAGAGUUUUGGGGCUAUUCAAAAAGAUCGAAAAGGAGAGUAUGGAUGGUGGGAAUCGAGUAAGAAAUACCAAGAGUAUAGGGAAUGUUGUUGGAAUUCAGCAAACUGAGAUGAACGGGGUGAAGGAGAGGCCCAAAUCAAGUGGAUUUGUGAGCAAACUCAAGAAGACAUAUCCCUAUACUGGAGCCAAGAGUGACACAAUUGUGACAAUCACUGAGCAUCUGCAGAAGCAGCAGAAGCAAGACAAGAUGAACGGGAAUACCAAGAUACCCAUUAAAUGUAUGCCAAAUUGUCCGGAAUGUGGAGAGGAAGCUGUUCAGGUGACGAAGAGGCAUUCCAAUGGCGAAGCAUUGGGUCAGAGUGUUGAGGAGAAAGAGAGAAUCAGAAACAACAGAAAGGGUCUAAUGCUAGACUUUACCAAGUUAGAAUGCUGUCCGGAAACCAAGAGACACUCAAUGGUGGAACCCAAAGUGACCAAUUUCACAAACAACAAUCUCACAAAUCAUUCAACAACGACAGAGAUUAAUCAAAAUCAUCUGCAUACACCUUCAUCUGACUAUAUGGCUAGCUAUUCUUCUGACUCUAGGAGUCCCUAUGAUAUCGACUGCGGAGCCUCAACUAGCACCUUCUUCUCCCCAACGGAUGAACCAGAGUUGUAUUUCGAUGACUGGUCAGUCUGUUCAGAUGAUCAUUUAAUCGUCAAUUCCCCGCCACCAUUGACAAAACUCUCUCAUCACACUCCAGUACAUGUGAUCUCUCCGCAGCACGAUCAUCCAGCUUCGGUCGAGAGUAUUGUAGAUCGCAUUCGUCGCAAGAGUUUCUACACGCGUUUCAACGAAAAGAAACCCAAACGUGUCAGCACAAUUGUCGGACCAGCAGCCAAGGACUACUACAGAGAUACAGCUUCCAGAUCCAAAUCCCGUCCUCCCGAAUAUGUAAAAUCUCCCACUGUUACUAUUGGUGAUCACUCAAGGGGUGUUCAUGAAUACUAUAGACCCUUGAGAAUGCCAACAGACUCCACAACAUCUUCCAGCAGUAGUAGCAGCAAGCACAAUUCCGCCCCAGUCAAUGGAUACAGAUCAUCGGACUUCCUGUCACACAGACAUGGUGGUGGAGAUUACCUAACUCCGACAGCUCUCAGGCGGCCAACAUAUUCAACAGAUCUCAGCUACCAAGUCAAGAGCAAUCCCAGCAAUAGGAGCAGUCUCUAUGGCGAGGGCAAUUCCAUCUACAGCACCUUCAGUCCCAAACGCAGGGUGUCCUAUGCAAGUGGAGGGCCCAUCGAUACCUACGCAACGCUGGGAAGGAAAUCCUCGGGUCUGCUGGUGGGCAAGUGCGUGGAAAAUGGAGCCAAUCCAAGCAAUAAUUUCUACGUGAGAACUUCCUCAGCUCUUCCAUCACGAAGGAGUCCAACAACAAACAUUUGAUCAAAGCCCCAGCAUCAGCUAAAAGUGAUUUUUGGACGAAAUUGUUUUUGCAUCUUUAACCCUUGAGGGUGUGAUUGUUUAGCCAGUAAACAUUCAUAAAAUAUUCAGCAUAAUUAAUAAGAUGAAACAUUUACGAAUGAAUUUUGUGCAAGAACCGAGAGUAUAUGUCCUUACAAUACACGAAGAAUAAUAUUCUAAAGAAAGAAAUAAAAAAAUCAAUUUUUAGGGACUGUUUAUUCUUUUAUAAUGUUUUUUAGACAAUUUGGGAUAUUUGAAGAUUACAAAAAAAUUAUAUGAGGAUACGUACGUGCAAGAAACUUCCAUAAAUACUCAAAAACUUUUUUAUUCUUAAGCCUCGUUUGAUCCUCCAAGUGUUUGACCAUUGGACAAUUUUUAUAUGAAAUGACCUUUUAACACUUUUUUGUAUACAAUUGAACAUGUUUAAAGAUUACUAUUGGGUCUGGCCAAGGGCCCAAUGACGCACAACAUGGUGAGAACUGUAGAUGAAUUUAAGCAAAAGAAAAAAAAUAAUUCAAUAAUUGUUAACGUUUUUAGCAGAAAUUUUCAUCUUCUUGAGACUCCUGGAGCAAAACUGGGCUCCAUCAGAUAAGAAGGAAUAAAUGUGUUAAUAAAACUAUAUAAUCUCCUUAAAAUGAAAGAACAUAACUUAGCCAAAUGGGAAUUAAUAAUAAAAAAAAAAAUUCUUAGUGUCCUUAAUCGAAAUGUUCAUUUCAAUUGAAAUUUUAUUUCGCGAGAGAAAAUUUUGCAAUCUAUUUUAUAGCAAUUGGAACGUGUUUAAUUGAACUGUAGCCUUUAUUAUUGAUUUAUUCGAGAGAAAAUAGAGGAAGAAAUACGAAAUUAUUUAUAUUAUUUGUAUAAUUAUUUAAAUAAACCAUAUAUGGAACUAAA